This is a messenger RNA of Balaenoptera ricei (Rice's whale), 4147 nucleotides long. It is a transcript of the gene MISP, whose product is annotated as mitotic spindle positioning. The record is from RefSeq and is a predicted model, not a curated record. The transcript is spliced from 5 exons. Bases 93 to 2081 code for a protein of 662 amino acids. Lineage: Eukaryota; Metazoa; Chordata; Mammalia; Artiodactyla; Balaenopteridae.
AGAGUCAGAGCCAGGCUUGGAGGCUGCUGGGGCUGAGAGCCGAGAGAUCGUCUACACCCUGGGAUCCUCUGCUGGGCAGAGACCCCCAGAACAUGGACCGAGUAACCAGAUACCCCAUCUUCAGCAUCCCUCACUCACCCCGUGUGGCCGGCAUGGCCUUGAAAGGCGACACCAGCUACACGUUUGAGCUGGUGGGCGUGGGGUCCGUGGCCAGCGACUGGGGCCAGGAUGAGCCACUGGCAUGGCCUGCUGACCACAAGACCUCUCUGGAAACGGCGCAGACGGGGACAUCCCUCAGCCUGCGUGUCUUCCCCGGCCAGCUGGCCCCACGGCUGCCCUGCCCGGAGGACGAUGAGGAGGAGGAAGUGAAGGCCUACCAUCUGGAGGCCAGGGACACCCCGCCCUGGUGGCCACGUGACCUGGAGUGGGAGCGCCGGGUGGUCAUUCAGGACCAGGCGGUCAGGAAGAGCGGCACGGUGGCCAUGCUCCAUGGCACCCCUGACCACGGGGAGCCCGGGAGCCCCGGCCGACCGCAGUCCACGCCCCCGGAGGAGAACAUGAUCGACACGGAGCAGAUCGACUUCCUGACAGCCAGGCGGCAGUUCAUGAGCCUGGAGCAGACGAACCCUCCAGCCGGGGUGGCCCACGCCCGUGCGGGGGUUCCUCGGGACCCCCCACCCGGGGUGGCCCACGCCCGUGCGGGGGUUCCUCGGGACCCCCCACCCGGGGCCAGCCAGGCCUCCCAGGCCCUGAACGGGCCACCCCUGGUCAAUGGGUAUGUCGUCCCAGUCAAGCCUGAGGCGAAGGAAGUGGUCACGGAAGAGAAGAGGGUCCACGGUUUGCCCGCCAGCUCUGGUGCCCAAGCCUUGGACGACCCUGGUUCCUGGUCCCAGGAGGGGUCCCCGGAACCCGCCAAGGAGACGCCCAUUGAGCGGGAGAUCCGGCUAGCCCAGAAGCGGGAGGCAGAGCUCCGGGAGCAGAGGGGGCUGCGACGGGUGGCCAGCCACCAGGAGCUGCUGGAGAUCCCGGCCAGGCCGCUGCUGAGCAAGGUGAGCCUGGCCGCAGCCCCGCGGCCGCACAGGGGGCGCCCAUCGCUCUAUGUGCAGCGGGACAUUGCUCAGGAGUCGCAGCGUGAGGAGGACCACCGGCGGGAGGGCCUGCAGGUGGGCCGGGUGUCCAUAUCCGACUGGUUCUCUGAAGACCCCCGGCCCGUUCUCAGCAGAGUCCACAGCUCAGACUCCAUCCUCAGCCCGACCCCAGAUGCCAGCGCAGCCAGCCCCACACCAGAGGUGAGGAAGGUGAACCGCAUCCCACCUGAUGCCUACCAGCCAUACCUGAGCCCCCGGAUGCCCCCGGGAGAACCCCCAGCCUCCCACACCUACCGCAAGCCCAGCGGUCUCUCCGCAGAUGAGGCCAGGCCUGCGGGCUCUCCAGAGGCCACGGGGUCCCAGAGGCAUCCCUCGGGAUCCUCUGCAAAACCAUCAAGCACAAAGCAAGAGCCUCCCCGGGGACCCCUGCGCGCCAACAGGGGUGUCGUGCGAUGGGAGUACUUCAGCCUGCGUCCCCUGAGGUUCGGGGUCCCGGAAGAGCCUGAGAAAGCUGAGGCCCCCCGAGUUUGGGGCUGGGAGGUGGCUGGGGCCCCGGCACUGAGGCUACAGAAGUCCCAGUCAUCAGAGCUGCUGGAGAGGGAGGUGGAGAGUGUCCUGCGGCGGGAGCGGGAGGUGGCUGAGGAGCGGCGGAGCGCUCUGUACCCCGAGGUCUUCUCCCCGCCGCCGGACGAGUGCUGUGACCAAGACUCCAGGAGCUCCUCCCGCGCAUCUGGCAUCACGGGCAGCUACUCGGUGUCUGAGUCACAGUUUUUCACCCCCAUCCACCUGCACUCGGGCCUGGUGUGGACGGCAGAGGCGUCAGCUGAGGAUGCUCCCAGGCAGAGAAAGAAGAAUGAGCAGUGGUAUGCCGGCAUCAACCCCUCGGACCAUGUCAACUCGGAGGUCUUGGAGGCCACACGGGUAACCCGCCACAAGAACGCCAUGGUGGAGCGCUGGGAGGCCCGGAUCCACACCAGCGAGGAUGAGGAUUGAGCCUGGGGCCAGGCGCCCACCCCCUGCCCUGCCCUGCCGUGGCCCCGUGGGAACAGCGGACCGUCCUGAGCCCUCGCGUUAGGACAUAGGUUCCUGUUUAAAUCCAGAUCCGAGAACCACAAAUCUCAUGCUGCCAAGCCCAAGGGUGGAUGCACUUUUGGGCUUGAGGGUUUUCUUUUCCGCUUUUAUUUUCCUGCAGAAAUCGUUGUGCUUUCUGGGUCUAAAGCUGGGGAUGACUCCUUCUGUUCCUAUGAUGUUGCCAAACGCUCUUGGGUCCAGGGAGGAAGGAGACCAGCUCCCCCACCUCCAGAUGUAAUUGUUCCCGCUAGUCUGAGAGGGGAGACGCUCGGCUCCUUCCUCUGGGACAUCCCAAUCUAACAGGGGAGACCUGCCCUUGCUCCAGCCCUGGGAAACCUCCAGUCUGAGGGCCAGCCCCAGGCAGAGAAAAGGGCUCGAUUUGGGUUCUGAAGGGGGUCCUUCUGUCCCCCCAUGAAAUAAAGCAGCUGCGGGCCCGCCCUCCGCCUGGUGUGGGUGGCCACCCUGAACCUCUCCCUCCCCCUCUGCCUGCUUCACUUCUCUGGGUGAUGUCACUGCCCCCAGGGCUGCUGCUUCCUGCCUCUGCCCCUGCCCCAUCCAGGCUGUCCCCCACAUCCCUGAGUGUGGCAUACAGAAGGUGCUCAAGCAGUGCUUGUUCAGUGAGCGAGUGACCGUCUCAGUUCUCCCACGUGGCCCCAUCAGUCAUGCUCAGAGCACUUAUUAAGCACUUGCUGAGUCGCCAGCCCUUCUGGCUUCAGGGGCAGUUGGAGGGGUCUUUAGUUAGGCUCUGCGUGUGUACCAGGGGCACAACCCCCGCAGAGAAGAUCAUUCUGGGCAAGGCCAUAGGCAGCAGACUCAAACCUGGCUCUGCUGCCCCUCUGUGUGGCCAAGGGGCCCCUCCACCUGCCCUGCCUCUGUUUCCCCCCAACCCGUGGGGAUGGUGAUGGGACCCCUAGCCUUGACCCCAGAAUGACCCCGACGGCAGCCCCCUCCUCCCACCAGCCUGGGCCUCCAGAGGCUAGGAGCAACUGGUGACACCCAGCCGGCAGGGCCUGUCCCCUCCUGCUGCCCCCGGCCCCUUCCCUCCUUACAGCUCCUUCCCCUGCAGCCGCCGCAGGGAAAACAGCCACAGCUAUUCUAAGAGCUGCAUCUUGAAAGCGGCCCACGCGGGCCAGGGAGGCUGUGUGGCCUGAAAUAGCUGAGGCUGCGGGUCCCCAAGGGCGCCUGGGGCAGGGGUAGCUGAGGUCGAGGGGGGCUGCGUCGGGCAGAACAGGCCAUCUGAGGAAGGAGGGCAUCUGUCCUCAGGGGGAGCGCCUGGGCCCGGCGGUGUGCCCCUUGGUGGCCAAGGUCAGCUCUUCUCUGGGGUUCCAGCAGUUCUGUUCCAGCCCCAGGAACCAAAUGUGGGCCCCUGCCCUUCAGGAAAGCAGUUUUGGGGCUUUAGAUACAACCUGCCUGAGUCUCGCCGGGUCCUCCCCCAUGUCCCACCACAUCCUCACCCUGGUGUCCAUGGGCCGGUCCCCCUGGUCCCCCUGCUCUGAGAAUGUGAGUCUCCUGGGGUGACUGGAAUAAGUCAUCAUGAACAGGGGGCUUAAACCAGCACAGAUUGGUUCUCUGACAGUCCUGGAGGUGAGGAGUCCGACUCGGGUCUCACGGGGCUAAAUCCAGGCGUGGGCAGGGCCGGUCCUUCCGGAGGCUCCAGGGGAGCAGCGGUUCCCGCCUUUUCCAGCUUCUAGAGGCGCCGCAUCCCUGGCUCGCGGCCCCUCCUGCAUCCUCACAGCCAGCAGCGCAGCCUCUCCCGUCUCUCUCUGCCUCUGACCCUCCCGCCUCCCUCUUAUAAGGACCUUGUGAUGACACUGGGCCCCCCGGGGAAUCCAGGGUCCUCCCCAUCUCAGGGGUCUUAACUCAAUCCCACCUGCAAAGUCUCCUCUGCCCCAUGACACAUCUGCAGUUCCCGGGACCAGGAUGGGGACGUCAUGGGGCCGUUAUUCUGCUGACCAGACACAGAAGGACACACAGUGUGUGGUUCCACU